UCAGGACCAAAUCGACGCAGAACUUCUCUUUUCCACCAAUUACUCAGAUUCCACAAACUCCCUCGUGUACGGGUUUCGAGUCAUUUCUAGGAAGCUCAAAGGCGGAGACAUAAAGACGAAAUACAUGGACUUCAAUGGACAACUCCAAACAGAGUUUUACAGGAGACUCCUACGAAUAUAUGGCGUUCAUCCACCGCAAUUAAUUAAACUGAGUCCAGCGGUUAUAAGAGAGCGAAUACCAUCUUCCUUCGAAAACAAACUUGCUCUUUGCCCUGAAGACGCAAUUCAGUGCGAUGCCUCGGAACGCUUUAGGUCAAUUGACGGAUCCUGCAACAAUUUGCGCAAUUCACUCUGGGGGAAAUCGUUCACACCACUUCUCCGUCUGUUGCCAGCCCAAUACCAAGAUGGAAUCAGUUCUUUGAAGGGAUCCAAAAACGGAGGUUCACUACCAAACCCCCGUCUUGUCAGCAGAAUUCUUCAUGAGGACAUUUCCAAUCCAAUGAACUAUAUUACAGUAGCCGCCACUUUUUUCGGACAAUUUCUGGACCACGACUUAAGCAAAGCCCCAGUGACUAAAAUCCUCAAAAGGGACAAAUCUGGCAAAAAAGAUGUCAUUGACGUGCGAUGCGGCCAUGACAACUGUACGUUUGGCCCCGGUCCCUUGAGUUCGUGCCACCCUGUACCUAUACCGCACGGCGACGUGCACGGUAUCGAUAAAGAAUGCUUUGAGUUCGUCCGCAGUUCUUCAGCUCCUCGUCAGGGAUGCGUAUUCGGUCCUCGUGAGCAAAAAAAUGCCAUCACAGCAUACCUUGAUCUCUCCCAGGCGUAUGGUAGCACCAAAGAGGAGGCGGAAAAACUAAGGGCUAAGGACAGGAGUACUGGGAAAUUGGAAAUGAGGCCCCAUCCGUUUGUGCCGUCCCUUAAGCCGCUCCUGCCAGUCAGGAAUGACGAGACGUGCCGAGAAGAAGCAGGAAGUGUUAGAUGCUUCCUGGCAGGUGACGAUCGUGUGAACGAAAACGUCAUCCUGUCAUGUUAUCACCAUAUGCUUGUUCGUGAACACAACCGGAUAGUGGAUGGACUGCACAGUAUUAACCCUCACUGGGAUGGUGAGCGAUUGUUCCAAGAGGCUCGCAGGAUCAACAUCGCCCAGUGGCAGAACUGCGUAUAUCAGGAUUUCCUGCCGGCCAUUGUCGGGCCAAAAUUGAUGCAAUUAUAUCAAUUGAAUAUUUUGAAGGACGGGUUUUUCAAAGGCUAUGACGACAGCGUGGACGCAAGUAUCAGCAAUGUUUUCACUACCUCAGUUUUUCGCUUUGGACACAGCACUAUUCCCACAAAGCUGAAAAGAACGGAUAUAAAUCACAACGUUAUAGAAACUUUUGAUACGUCUACCAUCUUUACCCGUCCAGGGAUGGUGUAUGAUUGGAAAAAUGGAGGUGUUGACUCUGUGGUGUCCGGUACCUUGGACACUGAGAUGGAGACAAUAGACCGUAUGGUCACCGAAGAGGUCACUCUACACUUGUUCAGUGAAAACCCGAGGAGGAAGCAGCUUGGGAUGGACCUUGUCGUACUGAAUCUACAGAGAGGAAGAGAUCACGGUUUACCAGGAUACAAUGCCUGGCGCGAAUAUUGUGGUGGAAAUAGAGCAAAGACUUUCAAUGACUUCUUGUUCGGACCCCGAGAAUUCCGACUGAAACCUUCCACGGUCCUCAAACUAAUUAAGCUGUACAGUCACCCAGAUGAUGUUGAUUCAUUUACCGGCGGUUUGCUAGAAGAGCCUCUUCCUGCGGCUGGUGUUGGUCCCACCUUUGGCUGUAUAAUUGCCGAACAAUUUCAACGUCUUCGUGUUGGCGACCGUUUCUGGUUUGAAAAUAAGGAAAAUGGAUUGACCCUUGAACAGAUAAACUCUGUGAGAAGGUCUUCCUAUGCAAGAAUGAUAUGCGACAGCUUAGACAGUAUGCUUACGAUCCAACCUAAAACGAUGUUGCGAGCUUUAGAAGAUGUCAUUAGAUCACCAAACUUCAAUGUCCAACAUGGGUACUACCUCCUUCAGUUGUACGGAAAUAUAGACAACAAGAGAGUCCCCUGCAGCCAGAUCCCAGGCCUUGAUCUGAAUCUUUGGAGGGAAGAACCCCCCAGAAGAUACCACGCCAUUAGACCUGUCUCCAACAACCUGCAGAGCCGCUUGCUUCAUUAUUAUGCCCGCCGCCGAGGAGGUUACAAUUAUAGGAACGCGGUUUAUUAGAGGGUGCUUACUGUCACGUAAAAUAAAUUCUAAUUGAGUUUUGUCCAGACAUUGAAAUAUCCACAUUAUUAUGUCAUAAACUGUGAAAACACAUUAAUGAUGGAAACAAAUCAAUACAGUAUCGACCAAAUUAGAAACUAUGUAUUUGAAUUGACAGAAAGGGCAGAAAGAAAUUGACUACAUCGCAAAUAAGUCUGUUAACGAGUUAAUUAAACUGUGGCUAUGUCUCACUAUAGAAAUAUUUUUCGGCUAAUAGGCUAACAGUGCCAAUCGCAUUCGUAAACAAAUAAAAACGGUGUUCG
Messenger RNA from Lingula anatina, 2544 nucleotides. RefSeq names its product immunomodulatory peroxidase-like. Gene Ontology annotation, molecular function: heme binding; peroxidase activity. Gene Ontology annotation, biological process: response to oxidative stress. NCBI's taxonomy places the organism in Eukaryota, Metazoa, Brachiopoda, Lingulata, Lingulida, Lingulidae. The record is from RefSeq and is a predicted model, not a curated record.